Messenger RNA from Camelina sativa (false flax), 1357 nucleotides. The record is from RefSeq and is a predicted model, not a curated record. NCBI's taxonomy places the organism in Eukaryota, Viridiplantae, Streptophyta, Magnoliopsida, Brassicales, Brassicaceae.
CUUAUAACUUUCUCGGGUCUCUAUCUCUCUGUUUCCUUUGUUUGAUUUUCAUCUAUACAUCUGUUCUUAAUUUUCUGGAUUAGGGUUUUCUUUGAUUUCUCUAUGCUCUGGGGCAGCCGUCCGUCUUCCUAAGAAAUUCACUUUCCAUUUCUGCUGUUCUUGGUGCCUUUGAUCACGAAUUCGGUAGAAAUUGUUACGGUCUGUCGUUAUUAAUUAAAAAAAAAAGGUCAAAUCUUUUUCAGACCAAACUGCUUAGAUUCUUUCAUACGUUUUCUGACUUCUUGUCUAACAUAUAGUAUCUCGUUUUCGAUUUAAAAGCCUUCCUUCCCUGUAAUCGUUUAGAUGAUAUUGUGAUGAUGAUCUUGUUUGUUUCGCAAAAGUGUUUAUUGAGGGAUUUUUUUGGUACUUGUUCUUUUCAGUAGUAAGUAUAUUGUUGUCGUUGUGAGCUAUGAGUAGAGAUUCCAAAGGAAGAGCAUGGUAUGGUAAAGUCUACCGUAGAUUGGAAACGAUUCUUGUGGAUGUGGACAGUUUUGUUUCUCAGGGUAAGGUUUCUUUAGAAUCAAAUGAUUCUGUAAAGGAUGAACCAGAGGAACCAAUGGAGGGGGAGAAGUUAUCAGACUCUGUGUUGAUUGAUGACAAGUUUGAAGAGCUUUGUGAUGAUGAUCAGACAGCUGGCACUUCCCUUUGCCACAAAGAUCCAAUAUCUUCUCCAGCAUCUCAAUCUAUGACUGUAAUAACAUGUAAUGAUGAUACUUUUGUAUCUCCCUCUGGGAUUUCUACGGGUGUCCCAAAUCUAAUCCCAUUCGCUACAGAGAUUCAAGCUACACCUGUUCAAGACAGUGUGGCCAACACUAGGUCCUUUAGCAGCAACUCUAUGAAAGUUAAUCAAGAUGAGUUCUGCAUUGAAGACUUCGAUGUUGGUCCCUUGGAUACCAUUGAUUUGUAUGACAUGACAACUCGAGAAGACCCCUCAGAUUUUGACGACAAUUUGCUAUAUGCAACGCGUGACAGGACUAAGCAACUCAGAUCAUUCAAGAGAAAGAUAAUGGAUGCUUUAACUACCAAAAAAAGAAGAGAGAAGGAAUAUGAGCAGCUUGCAAUAUGGUUCGGAGACGCAGACAUGGGUUGUGAUCUUGUAAACACUAAAGAACAUGCUAACGCUAAAGAACAUGCUACAACUUCUCCAGACUCCAAAAGCUCACAGUCAAAUGUGCCAUUUGUAUCAGAAGAUUCUGAGUGGGAGAUAUUGUAAAGAUAAAAAGGAGUUCUAUUUUGGUGAGGCUCAUGUGAUGCUUUUGAACAUAUCAAGAAUAAUUUUGUAACUAAUAUGGAAAAAACAAAUUCUUCUUUCGGUUCC